AUGUAUCACCAAUUAAGCAAAGUAACCGGUAGAUUGAUUUCUGCAACCCAUUUGCAGAGCCCGCUGUUUCCAAUUGCGCCUGUCGCCCUUCAACGAGUAGAGCCUCCUCAAAUUCAGUACAACACCGCCCAUCUGUCGACGGUAACCGAAGCUUCUGCUUGCCCAGCACCUGGAUCCAGAAAACUAAUCCCUGGCACCAAUAUUCCUUAUCCACCAGUUCCCGAAAAACUCAGGAAACAGCAAGAACUAUUCCAGAAAGAAAAUGAUGUUCCUGUGUUCUUGAAAGGUGGUCCUAUGGAUGCUAUUCUGUAUCGUUUUACUAUGGCUUUAUGUAUUUUAGGUUUAGCUGGAAUUGCCCACACAAUUUAUGGUCAUGCUAUCCCCAAGAAAAAUUAA
Messenger RNA from Parnassius mnemosyne (clouded apollo), 396 nucleotides. The record is from the annotation of a GenBank genome assembly. Lineage: Eukaryota; Metazoa; Arthropoda; Insecta; Lepidoptera; Papilionidae.